This is a messenger RNA of Blepharisma stoltei, 864 nucleotides long. NCBI's taxonomy places the organism in Eukaryota, Ciliophora, Heterotrichea, Heterotrichida, Blepharismidae. The record is from the annotation of a GenBank genome assembly.
AUGAUGAUUACAGCCAUAAAUCCAAUUCAAACUUUUUCAAAAAAUUUCGAUGAUUAUAAUAAUCAAGAAGAUUCAAAUGGGACUAAUAGUAAUUUUCUCACAAAAACAAACACUAUUAGCCCUGUAACUUAUAAAAACCCUCAACAAAAUUAUGAGUCUCCUCAGAUGAUGGAAUCUGAAAUUCAAAAUCAAACAGAUGAAUCGCAAUCGAUGGAUGUUGAAAAACAGCCAGAGGAGCAAAUGAUGACUCCUUUUGAAUUUUUCAUGAGCUUACCCAAAAAUGUACCUGACCCUGGGCAUACUCAUCUACCUCCAAAACUUAGAAACACCCCAAAGCGCACUCUUGUUUUGGAUAUUGAUGAGACUUUAGUUCACAGCGAUAUAGAGCCUACCCCAAAUAGCAAAACAAUGGUAAGCUUUAUGAGUCAUGGAAGACUUUGCAACGUCUAUGUAAGCUAUAGACCCUUCUUAGUUGAGUUCUUGCAGAUCGUUUCACAGAAAUUUGAAGUUGUCGCCUUUACAGCUUCACAAAAAUAUUACGCAGAUCAGGUUUUGAAAAGCAUUGAUCCUCAGAGAAAAUUGAUCAAGCAUAGACUAUAUCGAGAGUCUUGCUAUGAAAUCAAAGGAAACUACAUCAAAGAUUUGAGGGUUUUAGGAAGAGACUUAAAAGAUGUUAUCAUUGUUGAUAACUCAAUUCUAUCAUUUGCUUUUCAGCUUGAUAAUGGGAUACCUAUUCUCUCUUGGUUUAAUGACCCUAACGAUAGAGAGCUGUGCAAUCUCGUCACUUUACUUGAUGAAAUCAAUAAAGCCUCAGAUAUUAGACCAGCAUUAAAAGCAAGGUAUAAUUUAUCAAGGUUCAGCUAA